UGCCAAGCCCUUCCUCAUGAUCCCAGACCUGAUGCCACGUAUCUGUUACUCAUUACAGUGCCUUUCCCUCUGAUCUUCUUAUAAAGGCCGGGUCUUUUCUGACUUGACCAACCAUCGCAGAUACCUGCAGAACAGUCAAGGACAUGAUGCUGUCAUCCAUGGCCCUCCCCAGCGUGUCCUGGAUGCUGAUCUCCUGCCUGAUGCUUCUAUCUCAGGUGCAAGGUCAAGACCCUGAGAACAAACUUGACUCUCCGAGGAGAAAUUGUCCUGCAGGCUCCUAUGCUUAUCGCUUCCACUGUUAUGCCUUGUUUACGACGCCAAAAUCCUGGACAGAAGCUGAUAUUGCCUGCCAGAAGCGACCCUCAGGAAACCUUGUGUCUGUACUCAGUGCGGGUGAGGCAUCCUUCCUGGCCUCUCUUGUCAAGAACAAUUUGAAGGGCCAAUCAAACGUCUGGAUUGGGCUCCAUGACCCCACACAGGGCUAUCAGCCGAAUGCCGGUGGAUGGGAGUGGAGUAGUAAUGAUGUGCUGAAUUACGAAGCCUGGGAGAGAAAUCCUUGCACCAUCUCAAACCCUGGCUACUGUGGGAGCCUGUCAGGAAGCUCAGGAUAUCUGAAAUGGAAAGAUUAUCAAUGUCGUGAGAAGUUACCCUAUAUCUGCAAGUUCGAGAACUAGAUGGGGUGAGAGUGAGCGACCAGAAUUUGGGAUGCAGCUCAUUGUCAACAUGGGACCAAGUGAGAAGACCCACCCAGCAAGGGAAUAUUCUCCCCGCAACCUCGAACCUGAUCUCUUAUUUCUGAUUUACCCUCAUCCUCACUCUCAUUUCAGGCUUUUUGUGUUUCAUUGCCUGAGGACUCAAAGAGUAAUAAUAAAUAUUUUA
Messenger RNA from Rhinolophus ferrumequinum (greater horseshoe bat), 879 nucleotides. Its product is annotated as lithostathine-like. The coding region runs from base 144 to 674 and encodes 176 amino acids. Lineage: Eukaryota; Metazoa; Chordata; Mammalia; Chiroptera; Rhinolophidae. The record is from RefSeq and is a predicted model, not a curated record. Gene Ontology annotation, molecular function: peptidoglycan binding; signaling receptor activity; oligosaccharide binding. Gene Ontology annotation, biological process: venom-mediated disruption of cell wall in another organism; response to peptide hormone; positive regulation of cell population proliferation. The transcript has 6 exons.